AUGAAGGAAGAAGAUACUAACGUCACUAGGUUCUGCAAGGCAACGUCUGCGUGUAAAGAUGCAGCAUUCUACUACCUUGAAGGAUUCGACUGGAAUCUCGAAGACGCCAUCUCUGGUUUCCUCGGUGAUCAACUUCCUCCGCUCAAAAUAAGAGCGACUCCACGGAGGGUGAAUGAAUGGCGAGAGCGAUCUCGAUCUCCUUUAAGAAGAAGAUACUCUACUACCUCUGUCUCGGAAUUUACGCUGAAGAUGCGCCAAGAUGAGAUAACCAUAACGAAAAGCUCUGAUACGGGUGCUUUGGCCACCAGUUUGGAUGAUAGUGGAAGAGAGCUUCAUGAUUCUGAUGAUAUAUCUCAUGGAGAAAAAAUUGUGUCUAUAGCUAAUCCGGUGAAUCAAGAGUUUAAAGAAGAGGUAAAUUCUAUUCUUGCAUGCUACUCCAUUACCAGUACUGUCUUUUGCUUAUUAUACCUAUAAUCACAUCUCUUUCCUUUAAAUGAUGUGUAUUGUAUCACCUUAGGGAUCAUCAGUUCAAGCUACGAAGAUUUGUGAAUCCACCUCCAUUGAGAUUCACUUGCCUAGACCGGAUCCUUAUUCGGACUCUGACUAAGCUGAUUGGACUUUUUUCUUGAGAUGGAAGCAGAUUGAUGUAUAAAUCCUUUAUUGGUACUUCUUUAUCCAAUCUUGCUCACCUACUCAACAUAUCAUUAAACCUUGAUCUUACACAAACUUUUUUUUUUAGGUAAACCUUGCACAAACUUCAUAUACACACAACUUAAAUUCUUCUUGAAUACGAUUCAGAAAAGUCUGGUGUUUGAUUAUGAGGAUCAUAUCUAGACUGUAGAAAUAUCUUAGUUGUAUUUAUUAUGAGGACCAGUGACCUCUAAGUCCAGGUCCAAUAUGGUAUUGGUCCAUACUUUGUCCUCAGUAAUUGAUUGAUCUUGUCUGAAGUUCAAAUUGCCACAAAGUUUAGAGUCAAGCAAUUUGACGUUGUCUAUU
Messenger RNA from Arabidopsis thaliana (thale cress), 996 nucleotides. Its product is annotated as UBA-like domain protein. The transcript is spliced from 2 exons. The record is from RefSeq and is marked reviewed. The coding region runs from base 1 to 474 and encodes 157 amino acids. Lineage: Eukaryota; Viridiplantae; Streptophyta; Magnoliopsida; Brassicales; Brassicaceae.